GCUAUUACUUGUUUCUUUCUUUUUUUCUUCCCGAAAAAGCAACGAACAAAACGUGAGAGAGAGAGAGAGAGAGAGAGAGAGCAAUGAACACUUGUCGAAUAGUUCUCCAACGCAGGUUCCUUCCCGUGAGCAACUCCAAGAAGGAAAAAUUUGACAGAUUCAUACCGAACAGAGCAGCCAUGGAUUUCGACUAUGCUCACUUGGCUCUUAUGGAAGAAAGAGAAGAAGAAGAAGAGGUCAGUUCAUCCAGAAAAGCUUAUAGAAAGCAAUUGGCUGAGACUAUGGGUCUUAACCGAACUCGAAUCCUCGCAUUCACCAACAAACCACCUUCUUCUACUUCUCUUCACCAUCAGCAUCAGCAUCAGCAUGAGCCUCCUCGACGCAUUCCUCAGCGUCCCGAGAGAACUUUGGAUGCUCCUGGCCUUGUGGAUGACUUCUAUCUCAACGUUCUCGACUGGAGCAGUGCUAAUGUCCUAGCCGUUGCCUUGGCCAACUCUGUUUGUCUCUGGGAUGCUUCCACUGGCUCCGUGACUACGCUUGUCACGUAUGGUGAAGACCAAGGACCUGUCACAAGUCUAAACUGGGCGCAUGAUGGUAUCAACCUUGGAGUUGGGCUCAACAAUGGUCAAGUUCACAUUUGGGACUGUGUAACCAAGACUCUACUGAGAACAUUGCAAGGCUUCCACCACACACGAGUUGGGUCCUUGGCCUGGAACACUCAUAUAUUGACAACCGGAGGAAUGGACGGACGUAUCUUCAACAACGAUGUGCGGUUCAUGUCAUACCCUGUGUCUACUUACAAGGGUCACACUCAAGAGGUCUGUGGGCUCAAGUGGUCAGCAUCUGGUCAGCAACUAGCUAGCGGCGGAAACGACCGUCUAGUACAUAUAUGGGAUCGUUCUACUAGUACGCAGUGGCUGCACAGGCUCAGGGGGCAUACAUCUGCAGUUAAGGCUCUCGCUUGGUGUCCUUUCCAAAGCGAUUUGCUUGCAUCUGGCGGUGGUGCAGAAGAUAGGAAGAUCAAGUUCUGGAACACUCGCACAGGGGCUUGCUUGAAUUCGCUUGACACUGCUUCCCAAGUCUCUUCUCUCUUGUGGAGCAACAAUCAAAGAGAGCUGCUUUGCUCACAUGGGUCUCAGCUCACACUGUGGAAGUACCCGUCGAUGGUGAAAAUGGCUGAGCUCUCUGGUCAUACGUCAAGAGUUCUAUCUAUGACCCAGAGUCCAGAUGGUUGUACUGUAGUUUCAGCUGCAGGAGACGAGAAUCUGUGCUUUUGGAAUGUUUUUGGACUACCUCACACCACCGCCAAAAAAACUGUUCCAAAAGCAGCUCAUGAGCCGUUUUCUCAUGUCGCUCGUAUUCGUUGAAAACUCAACUACCAGAGGUUGACAAUGAAAAGAUAGAGUGCGAGGCUUCUGCAUAUCAGAAGAAACUUUUAAUGAAGAGGGUUGAGGAUUCGCUUGGAAACAUGAAGGUGCUGUUUUGUGCUCUGCGUAUUGUGUAUUCAGUUGUUUCUUAGUUAGUUUUCUUUUUACAGUCGCGUGCAGUGCACAACUCAGUGAUGGAGCUUCGGAAUAUAUAUCACAAUCAUCCAUAUCUCAGCCAACUUCAUACAGACGAGGUAAUAGAAAUUUACAUAAAUGCAAACAACUUCUGGUUAGGGAACUAAGGAAAGUUUUGAUGAAGGGUCUGCGUAAAUCACUCUCUCUCUCUCUGGUCAAUAGCUGAGCAUUAUCUGCCUCCGGUAAUAAGACUUGUGUGGGAAGCUUGAGAUGUUGGACCCGCUCUUACCCAUUAUCUUCCUGAGCAUUAUGCUGCGCCAGUGUUGCCUUAAAUGAUAUUAUAUCCCCAAGGAUAAUCAUUGCUUGUAGAAUAUAUUACCUGUGCAUAUAUAUAUAUAUAUAUAUAUAUAUCUGUUCCAAUUGAGGUUAAGGUUGGUGAAUCGUCAGGAUCCAAAAUUACAUCGGUUUGGAAAUAAAAUGAGAUGUUGUUGUCCAAGAUCAACCCGUCAGUUGUACAGUCGUCUGCCAGGAAAAAAGAAAUGAAACAUUAGGUAUUGGUGGUUCUGGAAGGAAACAAACUACUGAUGUUGCUCGUGUCAUUUUCAGAGAAAAGCAUAAAGUUGGGGAGCCUUCUGAAACAACGGUAACAAAUGAGCCAGAUGGAAAAUCUGAAUAUGCACAUAGCCAAGACCAGCAU
This is a messenger RNA of Brassica napus (rape), 2199 nucleotides long. Its product is annotated as cell division cycle 20.2, cofactor of APC complex-like. Lineage: Eukaryota; Viridiplantae; Streptophyta; Magnoliopsida; Brassicales; Brassicaceae. The transcript has 3 exons. The record is from RefSeq and is a predicted model, not a curated record. Gene Ontology annotation, biological process: anaphase-promoting complex-dependent catabolic process; positive regulation of anaphase-promoting complex-dependent catabolic process; positive regulation of ubiquitin protein ligase activity. Gene Ontology annotation, molecular function: anaphase-promoting complex binding; protein binding; ubiquitin ligase activator activity. Bases 84 to 1367 code for a protein of 427 amino acids. Gene Ontology annotation, cellular component: anaphase-promoting complex.